AUGGUCAGCUUAGAACUUAACUCAACGCAUAUUUCUCAGGGUGUAACAACUUGCAUUGUUAAUAAAGUUGCGGAGCUCGAUCGUCGUAACUCUUACGGAUCAGAUCUAUGUCAAAAGAUACAGAAUGAGCUCACUGAAAAGGCCGAGGACACGUAUCUAUGGGUAAGCAUGGUAUGCAAGAGACUCGAGAAUGUGCAUAGGGAGAACACAUUGACUGCAAUUCAAGACUUGCCGCCAGGUUUGCAUCCUUACUAUGAUCGCGCACUUCAUGAACUCAGCAAAGGCCAGCCUGCCAUUGUGAAGGGAUGUAUGCGAUUCUUGAGAGUGAUGAUGCUGGCCUAUCGGCCUCUGAAUGUAGUGGAAGUGGAUAGCGUUCUAGGUCUGUCUAAAUAUGAUACUGCUAGAGCGCUGGUCGAUCGAUGUGCUUCAUUUUUGAAGAUGCGAGGAACUGAUAUCAAAUUUUUUCAUCAAUCAGCUCGAGACUACCUCGCUGGGGAGAAUGGAACAUCCAUACUCGAUACUAGUGAAUUAUAUGGGCAUAACGAUAUCGCAAUUAGUUGUCUAUCUUAUUUGUCUCAAAAACUCAAGACUAGUCUUGUUGACUUACCGCGACCUGAUUCAACUCGGAAAUCGAUAGAAGGGAACCAACCAAUGGCUAGCCUGGACUACGCAGCUACUUUCUGGGCACAACACCUUGAAGAUGCUAAGGGGAAGAUAUCAAUGCAAAACUCAUCUAAUGAACAAGGUGUAGUCGAUACAUUCCUCCGCUCCAAGUUUUUAGAGUGGCUAGAGUAUCUGAGUUUAUUAGACAAACUCUCACGCGCUACCGAGGCGUUAAAAAUAUUAGAAGAUAUAAUAGAUUUAGAAGAGAGCUUUUCCUUAUCGCUGCUUGUAGAGGAUGCCAUCCAUUUUUUGUCUCAACACUUCUGGACUAUAAAUAAUUGGCCGUUACAAAUUUAUAACUCUGCGAUAGCUUUCAGUCCUGAAACAAGUAUCAUAAGGAAGAUCAACCUAGAUAAGCUUCCUGCGUGGCUCAGAAAGCUCCCCCAAGCAGAAGACUCGUGGGCUUCUUCAAUAAACACGCUCACAGGUCAUUCCGACUCGGUCACAGCUAUAGCAUUCUCGCCAGAUAGCAAGCAAAUCGCAUCUGGAUCUCUUCGCGAAAUCAUCAAGCUAUGGGACAACAUAACUGGCAAUCUUCAAAAAACAUUUAUUGGUCAUUCUCACUUGGUUAGGACAAUAGUAUUCUCCCCAGAUGGCAAGCAAAUCACAUCUGGGUCUGAUGAUAAAACAAUCAAGCUAUGGGAUGCCACAACUGGUAAUCUUCGAAAAACAUUUAUAGGUCAUUCACAUUGGGCUACAGCUAUAAAAUUCUCCCCCGAUGGUAAGAGAAUCGCAUCUGGAUCUCUUUAUGGAGUAAUCAAGCUCUGGGAUGCUAUUACUGGCGAUCUUCAGAAGACACUUACAGGUCAUUCCGACUCGGUCACAGCUAUAGCAUUCUCGCCAGAUGGCAAGUUAAUUAUGUCUGGAUCGAACGAUGAAACGAUAAAGCUAUGGGAUAUCGCUAAAGCCCUUCAAGUCUCUAGAAUAUUUGGUAGCAGAGUUGGUCGUCGUAUUGAUUUCUGCAAAUGGCAAGAGAUCAAGACCCCACAAAGAGUCAAAUCUUUUAAAUUCUCUAUAGAUGGCCGCCAUCUUAUAACAAACAUCGGUCCUAUUAAUAUCAAAAACGUUAUAAAUAUGCAAAGUCCUGAUUGUCAGUCAUUACAACCCCUCUCGGUUGGACCGGAGUGGAUUUACUACGGAGCGAUGCCUAUAGUUUCUUUACCGCUGGAUAUUAAUGACCAUUGUUAUGAUACGAUAGGCGAUCAAGUGGCUAUCGGGGGUUUUAAUGGUCAAAUUUGGAAUUUUGAUAUUGAUCGUAUGAGUUUGAACUCAAUACUCAAAAGCUCAGUGACGGAAACCUCAAUUUUCCUUCCACCACUAUCGUAUGAGAAACAUCGGGUGCAUCAAUCACAAAAACACGUGAUAAGAUUAUUGCAAGAUUUAGGUCGUCCGGGGAUCAGGCCUAGUAAGGUACUAGGUAUGAAGGGUCCAUCAACCAAGUAA
This is a messenger RNA of Botrytis byssoidea, 2106 nucleotides long. RefSeq lists its product as uncharacterized. The record is from RefSeq and is a predicted model, not a curated record. Lineage: Eukaryota; Fungi; Ascomycota; Leotiomycetes; Helotiales; Sclerotiniaceae. The coding region runs from base 1 to 2106 and encodes 701 amino acids. Gene Ontology annotation, biological process: negative regulation of transcription by RNA polymerase II. Gene Ontology annotation, cellular component: nucleus; transcription repressor complex. The transcript has 2 exons. Gene Ontology annotation, molecular function: protein binding.